Moesziomyces aphidis is the source of this 342-nucleotide messenger RNA. The record is from the annotation of a GenBank genome assembly. NCBI's taxonomy places the organism in Eukaryota, Fungi, Basidiomycota, Ustilaginomycetes, Ustilaginales, Ustilaginaceae.
AUGCAUCUUACCGACCAAGCUCGCUCGGAUUACUGUUGCUCGCAAGCGCUACGGCUUGCUGAGCGCGCCUACCGCUCGGCAGCGACGCAGGGCCGGGUGAACAUUGCGAGGGAAGAAGGGGUGGCAGCGUUUGACGCUUCGGCAGAGUGGAGCAGCUGCAGCUCGCUCGGCGUUUUUGCCUCGGCUGUGCUGCGCGAUGCUGCAGCGAUGCAGUUUGAAGGCUCUCCUCCACUGUUGGACACGCGCUCUUUUUUGCCCACCUUCCCAAAACAGCAGGUCGCGCCUGCCUGCCUGCCUAAACUGCCUAAACGAGCAGAAGCAAAACUGAAAAAUGAAAUAUGA